AUGCAUCCACCAUCAACAUUACUCCUCCGCUCCCUCCGAAGCUCUAUUUCAAAGAGCAUUUCUACCUCAUCUCAGCCGUCGUACGCCUCCCUCCAACCGAAAAUAUCUCGAUGCCUUCUCAAACCCACACCCGCCGGCGUCCGCACCUACACCAGCGACAAAAGCAAUCCUGACCCCAAUGUCCGCGCCCAACCCCGUCCACGCCGUACAACACUAUCAUCAGCAGAUAUGAAGCCCAAAUCAAACUACCGCGGUCCACCGCCUGAAGGAACGGAUGCGCAACACAUGACGGAUCUUAACUCACUGAACAUCCUAUCUGGUGCAGCGGUACCUGCAACAGCCAUUGACGCAUGCCACCAUGAUGGAUUUCAACUGAAUAACGGCGUGCGGAUUGCGGAUGGGAAUGGGUGUUUACUGGUUGAUGGGGAGGCGUUUGUUUGGAAACCGUGGGAGGCUGCGGCCGGCAAGGAGAGGAGCUUUAUUAAUGAGAAGGGCCAGUGGGAGGUGCCGGAGGGUGCUUGGGGUGCUCUACGUCUUCUAUGGCCUAAACCUGGAAUGCAGCUGCGCAGUUCAAUCUGCUGGCAACAGAGAGAGGCGUUCAAGAAGUUGCAGCCGCCUUGCUACCGAUUGGAUAGAGAAGUCGGCCUGUUACUCCGUACCCUCGGCGGCCAUAUUUCCUUCCUGUAA
This is a messenger RNA of Trichophyton verrucosum HKI 0517, 687 nucleotides long. RefSeq lists its product as uncharacterized. Lineage: Eukaryota; Fungi; Ascomycota; Eurotiomycetes; Onygenales; Arthrodermataceae. The coding region runs from base 1 to 687 and encodes 228 amino acids. The transcript is spliced from 2 exons. The record is from RefSeq and is a predicted model, not a curated record.